CCCUAGAGCCAUGCAUCUCAUCCCACAAGCUCAAACCAAACAGUUAGCCUCUCUCCUUCGGCAACCUCGUCCUCACGAAAACACCUUCACUUCCAUUUCGUUUUCUGCAGUUAGCUCUGCAUUGACGCCCAUGGAAAUGGCGGCUAAGUCCCUGGUUUUGUGCACAGUGCUUGCGGUGUGCCUUGCGGUCGCCGCGGCUGGCUGGUCUCCGGGCACCGCCACGUUCUACGGCGGAUCCGACGGCUCCGGCACGAUGGAUGGCGCGUGCGGGUACGGCAACCUGUACAGCGCCGGGUACGGCGUCAACAACGCGGCGCUCAGCGAGACGCUGUUCAACGACGGCGCGUCGUGCGGGCAGUGCUACCUCAUCAUGUGCGACACCGGCAAGUCGACGAGUUGCAAACCCGGCAACACCAUCACGGUCACCGCCACCAACCUGUGCCCGGCCAACUACGCGCUGCCAAACGGCGGCUGGUGCGGCCCGGGGCGGCCCCACUUCGACAUGUCGCAGCCGGCGUGGGAGAACAUCGGCAUCUACAAGGCCGGCGCCAUCCCCGUCCUCUACCAGCGGGUCCAAUGCUCGCGCAGCGGCGGCGUGCGCUUCAGCUUGGCCGGCUCCAAAUACUUCUUGCUCGUCAACAUCCAGAACAUCGGCGGCAGCGGCUCCGUGGGAGCCGCCUGGGUCAAGGGCACCGAGACGGGGUGGAUCCAGAUGUCCAGGAACUGGGGCGCCAACUGGCAGGCUCUGUCCGGGCUCGUCGGCCAGGCGCUCAGCUUCGCCGUGACCAGCACCGGCGGGCAGUACCUGCAGUUCCCGGACGUUGUGCCGGCGUGGUGGCAGUUCGGCCAGACCUUCACCGCCACCAAACAGCAGUUCACUUACUAAAACGUGCAAGCGGCCGGAGUGACCGAUCUCCUUCGCCAUUUCUUGCGGUUCGGUGGAAUGGCGAGUGCGUGCUCGUGAUUUUGACGGAGCUAGCUGCACUUGCCAUUGCAUCCUUGGUGGCCGGCAUUUCCCCUAUGUGAUGCUCCGACUGCGGGAGGUGCGCCCGGUGACGUGUAAUUUCGUAUUUCGUCCCACUUUUGUUAUGUCCAACAAUUGUUUUUCUUAAUUUUCUUAUCUAUCUUGUUAUUUGAGUCUUACAUAUAUGUAAGAAAUAUUUUAAAUGAAUUAUGGAAAUUGUUAUUUGAGGGGACAACAAAUCAUUAUCACUAUUUGAAAAUCCCAUCAAUCGUCAACAAAUAAGUAACAUACUCCUAAAAAAGAAACAAAAUAAUAAUUAAGUGACAUUUUGGGUGUUGAUACAUAAUUCUUUCAUCAUUGAUUUCUAUUUUAUUAAGUCUACAAUUCCUGGUAUAUUAAAAAUAGUUACAGUAUAAAUCUAUGAAAAAUGAUUUUAUAUGUCAAAGGUAAACAUACGUAAAUAUAUCGGUAGAGAAAAUACACAAAAAUUCGGUUGCAUCCCAAAAGCAUCACUUACUUUUUACUAGAGGAAGUAAGAUGUCCAACCUCAGAUGGUACCGAGAUUAAGGCGCAGUGUGCUAUGUUGAACCUGGAUUUACCCAAGAUAUUCAACGUCCGCUUCUCAAUGAUUUUGUGCGGUACUUGCGUUUUUUUACAACUUAACCAGUGCAUUUGUCUAUUUUUCUAAAUAUUUCUACUAACUAUAUACAAAUUUAUAAUUAUACGAAAGUAUAUACUUUAUGGUUAUAUUUACGUGUUAUUAUAUCUAUAUAUUAUUGAACCAAUUGUUCAUAAUUUUUUGUAAAACUUUGACUUACGUUAAAUGUGGAGCCUUGCCUCAUUACAUGUAGGGAGAUAUAAUACUUGUCCCUGUAGUCAUGAGGAAAACUGAUAAUGCACAAUCAUUUUAGCUUUCACUAAUAUUAACGUGGUUUUCUGGAUUGGGUAUAUGGCAAUUUUAGGUAGCAUAUAUAUGUUGAGUUUUUAAAAGUAUUUUAAUCUCAUAUUACAGAGGACAUAGCUGAAGAAAGUUGUAUCGAUUUUUGGAGAAAGUGCUGAUGCCCAAAUCAAAACUCCUUUAUUGUUUCGUUUUCUUGCAUAGUUGCUCAUCCCUUGGGCUGAUAAACUUCUAGCAUGUACUUUAGCUG
This is a messenger RNA of Phragmites australis (common reed), 2112 nucleotides long. RefSeq names its product expansin-A31-like. Gene Ontology annotation, cellular component: extracellular region. Lineage: Eukaryota; Viridiplantae; Streptophyta; Magnoliopsida; Poales; Poaceae. Bases 11 to 886 code for a protein of 291 amino acids. The transcript is spliced from 2 exons. The record is from RefSeq and is a predicted model, not a curated record. Gene Ontology annotation, biological process: plant-type cell wall organization.